UGUGGAAUCUUUGCUCACACCCCCAUUUUCUCAAAGAGAAGGAGACUACCCCCAAAAUUGUUAGAGAAAGAGUGGACUAUAACAGCAAGAGGGAAGGGGCGGUCCUGUUUCACGCCCUGCCGACGUUCACUAAGGAGGAAAUCGAGGAAAUAAAAGGAAGUUCAGAUUUUUUUGGUUUGAACCACUACACAAGCAGAUAUGCAACUUCAGGACUAGUAGGACCGGAUCCUUCAUUGGACAGGGACUCCGGAUCUGUUCUAAGUUGUGAUCCUGCCUGGAAGACAGCAAAAAUCAUUGUGGUUAAAGAAUACAACAACCCUCCAGUGUUUGUCACUGAGAACGGCUACAGCUCAGAUGGUGCUCUCGAUGAUGUUGACAGAAUACAGGAAAGAUUUGGUAUCCACAAUGUAGAUUUCAGUGACUCAAAAACGGCGCCAAGAGAGAAGAGAAAGUCUGUGGGAAAUAAACUUCAAGAAACUGCAAUGCAGGACAGAGAAUUGCUGGGGCCGACAGUGACUCGGGAGGAUCUUUGGUCUGCAAACAGGCAGACAGCCGGUGAUAUCUUUGCGGAUACUUGUAAGGAGCUAAAUAAAAUUGAGGAAAUGUCUUCUUCGUGUACUUUUCCUCCAGAUUUCCUCAUUGGCUGUGCGUCAGCGUCAUACCAAGUGGAAGGGGGAUGGAAUGCUGAUGUGGUGUUCUGCUCAUCAUGGAGGCCAGCUUUCCAGCAGAGCAGGAAAACCCUGAAAACCCAUGAUGAGAGAGCAGCAGGAGGCAAGAGCUCCUCUCCUGGACCUCGUCAGUUUGAAAAAAGCAACUUAAGCCAGCAUGUGGUCCCAUGGGGAUUUAGAGCCCUACUGAACAGAAUACGGACAGAAUACAACAACCCUCCAGUGUUUGUCUUUGAGAACGGCUACAGCUCAGAUGGUGCUCUCAAUGAUGUUGACAGAAUACAGUAUUUUCAUGAUUAUUUAGAACAAAUGCUGAAAGCCCUUCAUGAAGAUGGAUGCAACAUAAUUGGAUACACAGUUUGGAGUAUCAUGGAUAACUUUGAGUGGCUAGGAGGCUAUUCAGAAAGGUUUGGAAUCCACAGUGUAGAUUUUAAUGAUCCAAAACGACCAAGACAGAAAAGACAAUCUGCUGAGUACUUCAGAAAACUAAUGCAGACAAGGCAACUACCCAAUGUCUGAGAGUGGAAUAAAAUGAAAGAUUAAAUAGUAAGUUAGUGUAAUGCAAUAGUUUACAGUUCACGGAAUUAGUCCCCUCAACAAUUAAAUUAUGAUGUUAGUUAAUGUUAUUCAUUACUUUAACAACAGUAUCUAGAACUGACCUAUAUACACACUAUAAGUGUAGAAUUUAAGAAAGUUGUAUGGUUUAGAUUAUAAAUAUGAAUAAGUUAUGACUGUUUUGGAAUGCAAAUUGUGUAAGGAAUCAUACAAAAAUAUGUGUGAAAGCUUUUAUAUCUAGCAGAUGAUAAUAUAAGAAUAACCUUUGAUAAACAAGGUUUUUAUGCCUUUUGAGAAAACAUUCAUAUAUGAAUAAUGAAUUUUUACCAUAACAUUUAUUUUGCAAAUGUAACUAAAAACUACUAAUUACAUUAUUUAAUUGCAUGCUUUGGAUCAGCAAUUUGUGACAUGUUUAUAGUGUGGCUCAAUCCAGGCUGAAAACUUAUUAGUAAACUGCACAUUAUUGGUUGAUCUUUAUAUUUGGUAUGCACCUGCUUCUCCUGGCAACAACAAAGCCAACAUGGUGUUCCUCAUGCACAAUCUUUAAUGUCAGCUCAGGAUAGUUCUCACCAAAAACGUUGUAUUCAAUACUUAGCAAUGUGUUUAUGAUAGUCAUGUACAUGUAUAUUUUGUACAACAGAAAUUAGACGUAAAAUUCUGGCCAACAACAUGGGUUUUAGAUGUAAAAUUCUAGAUGGUAUUUGUCAGCAUAUAAAAAUUUUAUUUAUUAUUCAGUGAUGAUUAGUUAUAGUAAGGAAUUAAAUUCCCUUAUAUGAAAACUAUUAAGGCAGAAAAUUACUCUAUGUAGAGAUUAUAUGAUACUAUGAACAUUUAUAUAAAGUGUUUACCAAUAUCUUUAUAUCAUAAUAUAUGUAUGCAUUAUAUACGUUAUAAAUUGAAUAAAUAUUAUUUUCUGACAAA
This is a messenger RNA of Homalodisca vitripennis (glassy-winged sharpshooter), 2144 nucleotides long. Its product is annotated as lactase-phlorizin hydrolase-like. Gene Ontology annotation, molecular function: beta-glucosidase activity. The annotation marks the transcript as partial. The transcript has 10 exons. The record is from RefSeq and is a predicted model, not a curated record. Lineage: Eukaryota; Metazoa; Arthropoda; Insecta; Hemiptera; Cicadellidae. Gene Ontology annotation, biological process: carbohydrate metabolic process.